Molecule: messenger RNA, 1291 nt
Organism: Branchiostoma belcheri (Belcher's lancelet)
Lineage: Eukaryota; Metazoa; Chordata; Leptocardii; Amphioxiformes; Branchiostomatidae
Product: alpha-2,8-sialyltransferase 8B-like
Exons: 3
Coding region: 1-1134 (377 amino acids)
Biological process (GO): N-glycan processing; oligosaccharide metabolic process
Molecular function (GO): alpha-N-acetylneuraminate alpha-2,8-sialyltransferase activity
Source: RefSeq, a predicted model, not a curated record
AUGCCACCUUCCUAUGUGGUAGUGUUCUGUGGCCUUGGUGUCACCACCAUAGCCCUCCUCGGUGUGUAUGAUUUGCUGCCGAUCAAGCCUUUGAAGAUUACGCGCCGUCUGAAGCUCAUCAUGCCAGACAGACCCCGACCACCUGAGAAAACUACUGACCCAGACGAGGUCAUGGCAAAAAUGGAGCUCUACUUCGACAAGAAAAAUAUCAGGAACAUGCAAUUGAAUUUGAUUCGUCCUCAUUUUCUCCACAGGAAGAUCACUAAGAGAUAUUUUGAUCCGAAGAAAGACGUCAUCUAUUUUUCGGACUUAAAAGUCUUCAGGCAGAAAUGUGACCAAUCAACUUUCACACUUCGGAAGUCACAUAAAAAAACCUGCGACGUCGUCCACACGCCCAUCAAGCACUACCGGACAUGCGCAGUGGUGGGGAACAGCGGUAUCCUCCUCCAUAGCAGCUGUGGUGCUGAGAUAGACGCUCACGAGUUUGUCAUCCGGUCCAACCUGCCUCCCGUCUCCCCGUAUAGAACAGAUGUAGGCAGCAGGACUGACUUGACCAUUGUAAACGGAAAGCGACUGAGACAGAUUAGUGAUGCUCUCCAGUCCGAUAACUCAGUAGAUCGGAAACACACCCUGGCAGCCCUAGGCGAGACACGUGGGAUGAUCCUAGCCUACUCCAUCGAGCUGUCGAUGUCUGACAAAAUCCGACAAAUGCAGGUGGUUGAAAAUGCGAUCAAGAAGAACAGCAUGUCAACAAUAACGGCUUUUCCUUCCAAAUCUUUCAAGGACAAAAGAGGUUUGUACGUAGAACUUCUCGGGAGAGCGUCACGCGGGACCUUCGCCUCGACUGGCCUGAACAGCUUCGCCCUGGCCUCCACCUUCUGUGACAGGAUCUCCAUGUACGGCUUCUACCCCAUGGAGAGAUACAAGAACAAGCCCGUUCCCUACCACUACUACGACAAGCACGGACACAGCGCGAGCCACGAACUCUACGAAGAAAACGAGCUGUUAAAACGACUUGACGAGCAGAGAAGCAUCAGGCUUGUCGUCGGAAAAUGCAAAGAUGUCUCCAGCAUUCAUUCAGCAUUGGAAGGAGCCUGGGCGAAUCUACAGAAGUUAGGCAAACUUGUGAUGUAAGGCAGGUUGUGUAGUUUCAAGUUUGGGUAUUCGCCUUCAUGUUGCGAGCUGGAAAAUAGCUUUGUUACGUGCUUUCAUGAUCUUUCAUUAACAGGUCGAUCACAAACAGAGGGCGGCGCUUGGUUUCAUGCAAGCAAUGAUACAAUCAUAAAGGGGG